This is a messenger RNA of Pogonomyrmex barbatus (red harvester ant), 4682 nucleotides long. It is a transcript of the gene SCAP, whose product is annotated as SREBP cleavage activating protein. Gene Ontology annotation, biological process: regulation of cholesterol biosynthetic process; SREBP signaling pathway. The record is from RefSeq and is a predicted model, not a curated record. Gene Ontology annotation, molecular function: protein binding; sterol binding. NCBI's taxonomy places the organism in Eukaryota, Metazoa, Arthropoda, Insecta, Hymenoptera, Formicidae. Gene Ontology annotation, cellular component: endoplasmic reticulum membrane; Golgi membrane; SREBP-SCAP complex.
CUUCUCUCUCUCUCUCUCUUUCAUUUUUAUCGCAUCGUGCCGCUCCUUGUCGUUCUGCUCUUCAAUCUCGUCCGCGCGAGGCGAAGCGAAGCGAGGCGAAGCGAGGUGAAGCGAGGUAAAGAAAGGGGAAAAGAGAGCCAAACUGCGCAUCGUCGUCCGAGGACUCCGCGGGUGUCCGGACGAUCGAUAAUCCCGAGGCACGGGUCGAUUCUUCACCGCGUCUUAGGACGGAGUGACGGCGGGGAAAUCGGUCGCCGACGAAGCGGAAUGGUCAGGGAAUGCCGUCAGUUACAAGCGGCACGGCGGCCUGCAAUCCGGGGAUGUCGCACCACGGACGUAGCUCGUAGGUGAGAUGUCUCGCAGUCUGCCGGAGAGGGUGGCUGGGCUCUACUACGCCCACGGCCUAUUCUGCUCCUCCCAUCCCGUCAUCGUACUCUCGUUCGCGAUAUCGGUUCUCCUAUUAUGCUGCUGUCCGCUUGUCAAUUUGCCCAUGCCGGGCAAUGCCCCGAAAACCCUGAUCAACGAUACGGUUCCACCGGAGAAUGGCACGGAAACCUCGGUACUCUACGUCCAACAAGUGGUGCUAAGAAUCGGAGUGAUACCAUGGAGCGAAGAUCUGACGCUGAUGGAUGCCUUCAGAGGACCCCUAUACGAAGUGUUCAAUCUCUUGGAAAUCAUACAGAACUACCAGCAUCCAGAAACAUUAAAAACACUUGGCCAGGUAUGCUUGCAUAUCGAAGCGGUAAAGAAGAAAAACGGAAAGAAGGCCGAGGUUUUGCCGGAAUACAAUUGUCUUGUCUUAUCGCCCGCAAAUCUCUGGCAACAAAGUUUAGAGUUGUUUGCUCAAGACACAAAUCUCAUUAACACAAUAUUUUCUUAUCAGAAUCUUCAAAGGGGUAAGAUAAGCCUUGCAGAAGUAAUGUUUGGAAUGAGUUUGAAAGAAACGGGAGUGAAAAGAUAUCCUGCUCGAGUUCGUCAGAGAAUCCUCCAAUAUGCCGUAACCAUUUAUUUGAAGAAAUAUGAUCAAGAAUUUGUAAAAGGGUUGCAGCAUCGGUUAAAAACCUAUUAUCAUCUACAUCAAAAUACUGAUAAUAGCACGGAUGUUGAGACGCAUGAUGAGAUACUGAAUAUUUUCUAUCCUGGCAAAUUCAACUACAGUGAAUUCUUCCCGCUGAUGAUGACUUCCCUAGCGUUAUUUUUCUACGAAUACUUCCAAGUGCGGAAGAUAGAACUGGUCAAGUCUAAAAUUGGCAUUGCGUUUAGUGCUAGCGUGACAGUGAUGGGCUCGCUGUCUAUGACUGUGGGUGUGUGCUUUUUCUUCGGUUUGACUUUGAGUAUGAGUGCUAAAGAAGUAUUUCCGUACUUGGUGAUUAUCUUCGGCCUCGAAAACGUUCAGGUGUUGACCAAGAGCGUUGUCAGUACACCCGCCCAAUUGGACGUGAAAAUACGCGUCGCUCAAGCUUUAUCAAAGGAGGGAUGGUCCAUCACGAAGAACUUACUCACGGAAGUAACUAUUUUGACUGUCGGAUUAUUCACUUUCAUUCCUUCCAUCCAGGAAUUUUGUAUAUUUGCCAUUGUCGGAUUGUUUAAUGACUUUUUCCUGCAAAUGGUAUUCUUCUCGACGAUCUUGGCGAUCGACAUCAGACGAACGGAACUGUCCAGCGAGAAUUCCAAGUUUCACCUAUCGCACAUUCAGGCAUCACGCAGACAACAGUUUACCACUACCAUUACCAAUAGGAAACCCCAAAUAUUUCGCUCCAAGUCUCAUCCGAGAUUGAACGGUUUAUCUACCGGCCCGACGAACGUCAUCGCUCCGAAUACGCAAAAUACUCACACGCUGGCCAAGAUUCCCAAGCGUUUGAGACUGGUACAUUUAUGGGCGCGGACACGAAUCUUUCAACGUGCAUUUAUGGUAGGAAUGGUCGUGUGGAUCAGCAUGACCAUUAACGACUCUGGUAUCAUCGAGCAUAUAAUACACCUUAGCGAAACACUAAAGCCAGAAACUGAUAUUGAUGGAUAUACAGUGGACAAGCCUCAAUCAUUAAACAAUUAUGUCGAGUUAAAUACUGCAACGCCUAUAUCUGUGUCGCCCGCAACUAUAGAUCCGGCUAAUUUAAACGAACAGGAUUUAAAUAACAAUACAACAGAGGAAUUAAACAAAUUAAAACCUAUGGAUUUUCCACCUUGGAAUAGCUUAUCGCUAUAUCACUGGUCUUCGAUUCUCUUAAUGUACAAUGUGUCGAUAGCCGGUGGACGAGUGACUAUAUUACCGACGAUAAAGUUAUCGCACGCGGUGAGCCCGCAAUUAGCAAAGCAAAUCAGCAAUCCAAACGACGUUCAACACUUCCAGUGGCAAAGUCUCGCUACCGCCGCGCUCGAUCCUUUAGAUUUUUCAGAUAUGGAGGUGCCAUCGAGAUCUGAGGGACGCGUAUUUAAUACGGACGCGCCUUUCGUGCCGUCGAGCCCGAUGGAGAUAUUUCUGGCCGCUCUGCUGUGUCUUAUUAGCGUCAUCGUAGUCGCAUACACGAUGGUCGUGCUGUAUCGUUGUAUCUGCUCGAGGAAUUACGCGGAGUGGCGAGCCAGCUGGCACCAGCAAGAAAAGACCCACGACUCCGUUACUCAGUUAUUGCUGGAGGCGGUACCCCUGGUUCUGGAAGGCCAUACUCAGGAAGUGGAGUGCAUCGCGACGGAUAAUAAUACCAUCGCUAGCACGUGUUUGGCGGGGCACAUCAGGAUAUGGGAUUCGAUCUCCGGCGAGCAAUUGGCGCAUAUCGAUAGGCGACAGUUCUUCAGCGGUCCGCAAGGAGCGUUAAGUCAAACAUCACCGGACACCGACGAGUUGAUGUCGGAUUACGAGAGCGGUUCGCCGCCCUCCAGAGGAGAAAUGGAAGCUGCACAGUCGCUGGGACUUUAUUCACCGGCCUCGGCCAUGUAUCAGGGAAAGUUAUCACCCGCUUACAAUAUGCGAAAAGUUAAUAGUAAUAAUAACAACGAUCAUAAAAGACGAUCUAUAGGAAACGCAUUGGAUUACGAUUACCAAAUCAACGAGUUCAGCAGCGACAAGCAGAAAUUGCUACGUCGAAGCUUGGGUAGCACUUAUGAUCUUCCCGAUUUAAAACCGGCGAUUAAUAUCAAAUUCUCAACCAUAAGGUAUACGCCUUCGCAGAAGAAUUACGAUCAAGGCUUCGACUUUGGGGAUCGAUAUAAAAUUUUGUUAGAAGAGCACAAUAGAUCGAUUGAAGAGAUGCAGAAAUCUAAAGCCAGGGAACAAAUGAGCGUACCUCCUCCCACGAGAUUGAGUAAUUUAGUUGGCAGUACGUCUUCUAUAAAUACCGAUCGCACGAUACAGUCGUCACACAUUAUAUCGGCAAUUUGGUGUAUGGAUUAUCAGGAAAAUCUCAUAGUAGUGGGAUGCGCUAACGGCAGUCUAGAAUUCUGGGAAGGUACCACCGGUAGAUUCAAGUGUCUCUUUGAUGAUGGAUCGGGACUUGGGAUCUCUGCUGUUAAACUUGUCGGUAGUAGAGUAGUGGCGGCUAAAUUGAACGGAGCCGUCGAUUUUCUGCAACUCGAAAGUUACAGCGAAGGCCAGCAGAUUGAUUGGGGCUUCACGUCUUACAGAAGAACGCAUGUGCGAACGGGCAGCGCUGGUUCGCCUAUGGAUUUAAGUAACAGCAUGCAAACGGAGGAAGACCUGCGCUGCAUGAAAAUCGGCUCUCACAGAGCACAUCAGCAAGCGAUUACAGUUUUGGACAGCGAAGGUGGACGCGUAUUAACAGGCAGCCAGGAUCACACCCUGAAAGUAUACAGGCUAGAGGAUCAGCUACCCCUGUAUACGCUUCAUGGACAUUGCGGUCCGAUAUCGUGCCUCUUUAUCGAUAGAAUAAGUCCCAUGACAUCCGGUAGCGGGUCUCAAGAUGGAUUAUUGUGUGUGUGGGAUCUUUUGACAGGAGCAUGCAUGUAUAGUAUUCAAGCCCAUGAUGGUGCUGUAGCCGCUAUCACAUGUUCAGUGUCCUAUGUGAUAAGUAUCGGAACAGAUGAAAGACUGUGUGUCUGGGAGCGCUUUCAAGGACACUUAUUACAUACUUUGCCGGCACAUAAAGCAGCUUAUAGUUUACAAUUAGUGAUGCUAACGCAUCACCUCCUCAUAACUAGCAAUCAGGGAUCAUUAGUGGUUUGGGAUGUGAGAACGGGCGAGCCUGUGCGGGAAGUAAGAUUGGGUCAUAAAGACAGUUGCAUUUUUGUAAAGCAAAUGUUGGCAUUACGAGAUAGCGUCGUUUGCGACUAUGGUCGGCAGUUGAGAAUAGUUAGGUUUCCAUUGGUCUCUGAUAAGCUGGACUAAGUUGUUUUUAUGCGCGUGUACAUAGCCGUUUUUCUUUGUCUAGCAUAUUUUAGGUAAUAAUGAUUUGAAGAAGUGUCUUAUGUUAUUAGUCUCUGUUUAGAAAUUACAGAUUUUUAUACGACAUAUAUCGCGUGAACAUUCUAAAGAGUAAUGUAUAUUUUCGAUGUAAGUUUAUGUUGUAUGAUAAUACACGUCUUUACGAUAAUAUAUUUUUUAUCUGACGGAAACAUUAUAUACAUAAUCACAGUUUCGAUUUUUAUGCGGAAUCAUCGAUACUAAUGGCAUUAAACACCAAUUAAAAUGUGGAAGAAAUGAAGAUUAUAUAAUUAUACAUAUACAUGGU